UCUAUAAACGAGAUUCGAGCCAGAUACACAAACUACAGCGACCACAAGAAGGAUCUCUGUACAAGCACUCACUUGGAGCCCCUACUUUUGGAUUAAUUACCUACCUACCUUUCGGAGUGCCCACCAUGUUGUCGGACUUAGAUCAGCUGCCGUCGAUCCAGCUGGGGGAGUUCACGCUCCAGUUUGAGCUGGGCGAACCCACGGCCAUGGGCAAGGAGGUGGCCAUCAAGGAGCUGCGCGAGACUCCAGAACGCCAGAAGGAGGCCGCCAAGGAUCUGGCACGUUUGCUGGAGGCGGAGAAAGAUCUUCACUAUCCCAAGGACAACGAGGAAUGGCUCAUACGUUUCCUGCGUCCCUGCAAGUAUUAUCCGGAGAGUGCACGGGAUUUGAUCAAACGCUACUACUCCUUCAAGGUGAAGCACUCGGAUGUGUACAACAACUUGAAGCCCUCGGGCGAGGCCAACAUCUUCCAGAGCAACAUUCUGACUGUCUUUCCCAAUCGCGAUCAGUGUGGACGUCGCAUUCUGGUCCUGGAGCUGGGCAAGCGCUGGAAGCACAAGCAGGUCUCACUGGAUGAGGUGUUCAAGGGUGCGGUCAUCUUCCUGGAGGCAGCCAUGCUGGAGCCCGAGACCCAGAUACACGGAGCCGUCGUCAUCUUCGACAUGGAUGGCCUGAGUCUGCAGCAGACCUGGCAGUUCACUCCGCCGUUUGCCAAGCGCAUAGUCGACUGGCUGCAGGACUCGGUGCCGCUGCGCAUCAAGGCCAUUCACAUCGUGAAUCAGCCGAAAAUCUUCAACGUGGUCUUUGCCCUCUUCAAGCCAUUCCUGCGUGAGAAGCUGCGCGGCCGCAUCAUUUUCCACGGCACGGAUCGCGAGUCCCUGCACAAAUACAUGUCGCCCAAGUGCCUGCCCCCUGCCUACGGCGGUAUCCUCGAACUCAAGCGGGUGGACAGCGACGAGUGGUAUAAGCUGCUCCUCAAGUGCGACACCGAGUUCGAUGCCAUUAACUCGUAUGGCUACAAAAAGAAGUAAAGCGAUUGCUCCAGCAAGGGUCUUUAGCAAGUGAUAAUUUACCCAAUAUGCCCAGAAGGUGUCCACUCCACAGUCACAGUCACAGUCACAAUUACAGUCACACCUACACUUACGAAUGAUUUAGGCAUAUAAUAGUUAAGCACUCAGUCUGUUAUACGCUUUUCCCGUGACCCGUGACAGCGCCUAGAGUUUGCCGUAGUCUUAAUCGAUUCCAUUACAAUCCAGCAAAAGUGUUAUACAUACUCGUACAUAUUAUAUAUUUAAUCCGGGGUAAGCGUAUUUAUAUUGUGUUAAUAUACUUAUUAUACAAAUUGUUGAAAAAUAAACACACGUAUCCAUAUAAA
Drosophila subobscura is the source of this 1375-nucleotide messenger RNA. RefSeq names its product alpha-tocopherol transfer protein-like. The record is from RefSeq and is a predicted model, not a curated record. Gene Ontology annotation, molecular function: phosphatidylinositol bisphosphate binding. Lineage: Eukaryota; Metazoa; Arthropoda; Insecta; Diptera; Drosophilidae. Gene Ontology annotation, cellular component: membrane. The transcript is spliced from 5 exons. The coding region runs from base 126 to 1031 and encodes 301 amino acids.